Molecule: messenger RNA, 1301 nt
Organism: Kickxella alabastrina
Lineage: Eukaryota; Fungi; Kickxellomycota; Kickxellomycetes; Kickxellales; Kickxellaceae
Product: developmentally-regulated GTP-binding protein 1
Exons: 1
Coding region: 78-1178 (366 amino acids)
Biological process (GO): cytoplasmic translation
Cellular component (GO): cytoplasm
Molecular function (GO): GTPase activity; GTP binding
Source: RefSeq, a predicted model, not a curated record
CAUAUAUAUAUAUUCUAUUUUUUUAUUCAGCAGCCAUCACCGACCGGGUUCCGUUUUUAUAAUUCAAUUUUGUGAAAAUGUCAACUUUUGAUAAAAUCAAGGAGAUCGAGGCCGAAAUGGCCAAGACGCAAAAGAACAAGGCGACGGCCUACCAUCUUGGUACUCUCAAGGCCAAGCUGGCCAAGCUGAAGCGCGAGAUCCUGACACCAGCAAAGAGCGGAGGAGGGCCUGGCGAGGGCUUCGAUGUCGCUGGUACAGGUGUAGCGCGUGUCGGGUUCGUUGGCUUCCCAUCAGUGGGAAAGUCCACGCUUAUGUCCAAGAUGACCGGCACGUUCAGCGAAGUCAGCGAGGUAGAGUUCACGACGCUGACGACUGUUCCCGGAGUGCUGCAGUACAAGGGCGCGAAGAUCCAGAUUCUCGAUCUCCCGGGUAUUAUCGAGGGAGCCAAGGACGGCAAAGGUCGUGGUCGGCAGGUCAUUGCGGUCGCACGCACAUGCUCGCUUAUCUUCCUCGUCCUCGAUGUCCUCAAGCCUUUGACGCACAAGGCAGUGAUUGAGCGCGAGAUGGAGUCUGUAGGUAUUCGGCUGAAUAAGGAGCCACCCAACAUUUUGUUCCGCAAGAAGGACAAGGGUGGAAUCAAUAUGACCAGCACCGUGAACCUGACUAAUCUCGAUCAGGACGUUGUGCGCUCUGUGUUGUCCGAAUACAGGAUUGCCAGCGCCGACAUCAGUUUCCGCUGUGACGCGACUGUCGACGACCUCAUCGACGUUAUCGAGGGAAACCGCGUGUACAUCCCGGCCGUCUAUGUGCUCAACAAAAUUGACCAGAUCUCUAUUGAGGAGCUCGACCUCAUCUACAAAAUCCCCCACGCCGUCCCCGUCAGCGCCCACCAUGAGUGGAACUUUGAUGAGUUGCUGGAAAAGAUGUGGGAGUACCUCAAUCUUGUUCGCAUUUACACCAAGCCCAAGGGCCAGCUGCCUGACUAUUCGGCGCCUGUCGUGCUCAAGAAGGACAAGUCGUCGGUUUAUGACUUUUGUGAUGCCAUUCAUCGCGGUAUUCUGAAGGAGUUUUCGCAUGCGCUUGUCUGGGGCAGUUCCGUCAAGCACAACCCGCAGAAGGUUGGCAAGGAGCACAUCCUGCUUGACGAGGACGUUGUGUCCAUUGCCAAGAAGAAGUAGAAGAUAGAGUCACGUGCCAGCACCCCAAAGUUAGCUAUCUGUUUGUUAAACAGAUAUAUUAUUUUUACAAUUUUUUUGUCGAUUCAAAAACCCUAUUAUUUUACGCAUCAUUUUAACAUCCCC